AACAGAAUUAUACACGAAGCGCAGUUACAUUUCAUCUUAAUUUCGAUCAACUUCCAUUUCUUCACCGUCGCGCUUUUUUGAAAUGAUUAUCUGUAUCAUAUAAAAUAUGAAAAAUCUUGAAAUGUGAAAUACAAUUAUGACUUGUACAUUUAAAGUAUUUGCUACAUUUAAAGAAUUGCUAUUCAAAAUUUUAUAAGUUUAAAAUUGUAAUUUUUUUUUAACUCAAACAAGCACAUAACAAAAAUAUUUCAUAAACGUAAUUUCGCCAAACAGUGAGAAUGACGAUAGAAGAUAAAAGUCUGAGCGAAGUACUCGUAAAAAAUCCGACAAAAAUAACAAAAUCUGAGAAACCUGUUAACAAUGAACCGAUAAAAUUAAAAGUGUAUAAAAAAAGAUGGUUGAUGCUGGCCAUUUAUAUAUUUUAUACUGGAACGAACUCUUCCCAGUGGAUAGAAUACUCGAUUAUAACUAACAUUGUUACUAGAUACUAUGGAGUAUCUUCGUUAAUGGUUGACUGGACAUCGAUGUCGUUCAUGUUAUUUUAUGCGACAUUCAUAUUCCCAGCAUUAUAUUUGACGGACAAAUGCGGUCUGCGAUGGACGAUUAUCAUAGGUGCCGGUUUAACUUGCCUAGGCGCCUGGAUAAAAAUCUUUUCGGUUCAACCUGACAGAUAUUAUGUCCUUUUCAUCGGUCACUCGAUAGUCGGAAUCGCGCAGACUUUAGUCUUACCAUUACCAGGACGCGUGGCCGCGCAAUGGUUUCCUUCCAACGAACUCUCAACCUCCACGUCAUUAGGUCUUUUCGGCUAUCAGUUAGGAAUAGCGUUGGGUUUUCUUUUACCACCUAUAAUAGUGAGAAACCACGACAACAUAAAUGACAUCGGCAAUGAUCUAUUAUGUUUAUGCUGGAUGGUUGCAAUCGUCUCCACAAUUCUAUUGCUUCUUGUGCUCAUAUUAUUUCAGAACAAGCCAAAACUACCGCCGAGCGAGACGCGAGCGCUGCAAAAAAUAAAUCAGACGAAGAAAAGAAAGGAAUUUGCGGCAUCGAUUAAAAGGCUUAGCAAAAAUAAAAACUUCAUCAUGCUCUGUAAUUCUUAUGGUUUGAAUAACGCCGUGCUGAAUGCUAUAUCUACAUUGCUUAAUCAAAUAUUUCUCGCGCACUUCGAGAAUGGAGAAGAAGAUGCAGGCAGAAUUGGUUUAGCUAUAAUUCUUACCGGUCUGGCCGGUUCCGUUAGUUUUGGUAUCAUUCUUGAUAAGACACAUAAGUUCAAACAAACUGCUCUGGUAGUAUAUUUUCUUACAAUUUGUGGUCAAAUACUAUUCGCAAUAUCCAUUUGCGUCGGCAUAAAAUGGAUGGUAUACGUGUCGGCAAUUUUCUUAGGAUACUUCAUGUCUGGAUAUCUGGCAUUGGGAUUUGACUUGUGCACCGAAUUUACGUAUCCAGAAUCGGAGAAUAUACCUGCAGGAUUUCUCAAUAUAACGACCAGCAUUUACGGCAUUACACUCAUUAUAAUAUUAGGAUUAUUACUGAACGCAUAUGGCGAUAUUUCGGUGCACAUCGGCUUAUGCUUGACUCUACUGCUCGGCUUCAUCUUGACCGCAAUAACGAAAGACGAACAAAGACGACAAGAUGCGAGAAAGAAGGCUCAGUGUGAAGAAAUUGAGAGGAUUGAGAAGGAUAUCGAUGGCAUUCCAGAAACUCAUCAAUUAACUCAGUAGCUUAAUAAUUAAUAGACAUAAAUAUGAUCAAUUGUUAUUACUAUUGAAUUUUCGAACAAUGUGAUUAUAUUUGUACUCCAAUUUUUAUCAGUGUUAUUUUUACACAUCUUUUAAGUGAGACGUUAUAAUAAAUGCCUAAGAAAAGAAUUA
Messenger RNA from Pogonomyrmex barbatus (red harvester ant), 1868 nucleotides. RefSeq names its product choline/ethanolamine transporter flvcr2a. Gene Ontology annotation, molecular function: heme binding; heme transmembrane transporter activity. Gene Ontology annotation, cellular component: membrane. Gene Ontology annotation, biological process: heme export; transmembrane transport. The record is from RefSeq and is a predicted model, not a curated record. Lineage: Eukaryota; Metazoa; Arthropoda; Insecta; Hymenoptera; Formicidae.